AUGGACGAGUGUCUGAGCGCAUGUGACGAUAGUCAUGCUGUAUGCAAGCAGGCAGUGAACAAGCCAUUACCGAAAAGAGUCUUGGAUGUCCGUGAGGAGAAGGUGAGACUUUGUCAUACAGCUGGUCAGUCUGGAAACUACUGUGCACUGUCUUACCGAUGGGGACCACCCGAGGAGACGUUGCGGACUACGGACAACAACAUCAAUGACAUGAUGAGCGGGAUAGAGCUGUCGUCAUUUCCUAAACUACUCCAAGACGCUGUGACCCUGACGCGUCAGCUAAACGUGCCAUAUCUCUGGAUCGAUGCUCUUUGUAUCAUUCAAGGAAACAAACAAGAUUGGGAGGCCGAGGCACCAAAGAUGGGGGAAUAUUACAAGAACGCUAUCCUCACAAUAGCUGCGUCAUUGGCAAAUCAAGUCUCGGAGAAGUUUCUCGUACCACGAGAAGAAAUCCCUCAAGAGCACUUAUCAAACUUUGGCUUCACCAACGCCGAUGGAACUACAUCCCAAGUAGUAGUGCGGCGAGUUCCCGACUACGCUGGAAUUCCCUUAGUCGCAAACUCCCCGCUCUCCACACGAGCAUGGACAUGGCAAGAGAACGUCCUGUCAACGCGUAUCGCCCACUUCUCAAAAACUGAACUUGUAUGGGAAUGUCGAGCACAGCAGGCGUUUGAGAAUGGUGCCAAGCUUUGGUGCUCUGUUGGUCUGGCAUAUCGAUAUGCCUUCGCAGGCGACGACGCGGAAUAUUAUUGGAAAGCCCUGGUUACAGAUUAUUCUAAGCGGGAGCUCACGUACGAAAGCGAUAGACUUCCUGCUAUCAGCAGCGUUGCUUCACUUUUCAACACGUUUGUUCCUGGCCGGUAUCUUGCGGGUGUUUGGGAGCAGUGGCUAUUCUCUGAUCUGGCGUGGUGGCCAUCUUGGGGUUUUGACAAUCAAGUUCCACCAGUGUCUAAGAAGCAAAGCGAGAUGCCGAGUUGGUCUUGGGCAUCGAUCACGGGACAGGUUCACUUUGCUCUCGAGACAUGCGUGAACAGCGAUGAGCUUUCUGCCAUUAAACUCAUCGACGUGGACUGUGCCUCAACUAGCAGUAAUGCUUUCAUGCAACCCAAAGAGAAUUCAUCAAUCAUUGUUGAGGCACCACUUUGUCAGGUGGAGAUAUCCAGUGAAGAUGUUCUCCAUGUUGGUGACUACCAAAUCAACGAGAAGGCAGAUACUUGGGCAGUGAAGAAUAUCUUCAAAGACAUGCGGGGAACAUUUAAUACCGUCCGCCCUGAUGCGGUUCUGCUACCAGAUGGCGAGGUAACGACAAAGCAGGGGACAUUCACGAGUGUUCGGAGAUCACGAAAAGAUGAGUUCUGGUUGGUUCUUUCGCCUGUGAUGGAACAGGAGGGCCAGUACAUAAGCUUGAGGCGCCUGGGACUAUUCGGCCAAGGGUCACGAAUGCCAAUGCGGGUUAAGAUGAGUAGACUCAAGUUGCGCGUGGUCAGGGGGUCCAGGCUGAGCUCGAAUUCAGAACGUAUUGUUGAACGGCGCACAGAUGGAUGGACUUCUGGCCCGCAACAUAUUCAGUGA
Molecule: messenger RNA, 1572 nt
Organism: Fusarium pseudograminearum CS3096
Lineage: Eukaryota; Fungi; Ascomycota; Sordariomycetes; Hypocreales; Nectriaceae
Exons: 5
Coding region: 1-1572 (523 amino acids)
Source: RefSeq, a predicted model, not a curated record